Molecule: messenger RNA, 2052 nt
Organism: Jaculus jaculus (lesser Egyptian jerboa)
Lineage: Eukaryota; Metazoa; Chordata; Mammalia; Rodentia; Dipodidae
Gene: Tafa1
Product: TAFA chemokine like family member 1
Exons: 5
Coding region: 553-948 (131 amino acids)
Biological process (GO): neuroblast differentiation; regulation of neuroblast proliferation
Molecular function (GO): receptor ligand activity
Source: RefSeq, a predicted model, not a curated record
GUGAUACUUUGGAGAGGAGGGAUGUAUUGAAACAGACUCCUGCUACUUCCAGCAAGGUACAGCAGCCCUGCUUCUACAUUUUGGUGCCUAACUCUGUUGUGAAUGUGCUGUAAUGGGGAUGGUCCGUCCAUGCCUAGAAGCUGCUUCUCAUCAGGAAACCGUACAUUAGCUCAGCAUCACUUCAAAGGUCUCGUCAGGCAGAGGUGACGCCAGGGGAUGAUUUAAAGGUGAAAAUGACACGGUUUCCACCUCUCAAACCUGGGCACAUGUUCUGACAAUACAGUCUGAAUGAACCCGAUGUCUUCUAUAUUGUGGAAGUAGGAUCGGAAGAGAAAGCACUGAUUUAUUCCUGAUAAGGAAGAUUGUUGGGAAGCUCUUUCUUUGGAAAUCUCAGAAUUAUGACACAGAUGGAUUUUAAAAAGUGUUAGCUCUUUCCAAUGAGCACUAACAGAGCACUUUGUUCUUGGCUGGAUUUUUCAGUGAGGCUGACGGAGCUGGGGGCUUGAAGCUGGGGUAACCCGCAGCAUCUCAUGCUCUCUCUAGAGAACGGCAAUGGUCUCGGCGAUGCCUUGGGUCCUGUACUUGUGGAUCAGUGCGUGUGCCCUGCUGCUCUGCCAUGGGUCCCUCCAGCACACCUUCCAGCAGCACCCCCUGCAUAGACCAGAAGGAGGGACCUGUGAAGUAAUUGCAGCCCACAGAUGCUGUAACAAGAACCGCAUUGAGGAGCGGUCACAAACAGUGAAGUGUUCCUGUCUUCCUGGAAAAGUGGCUGGGACAACAAGAAACCGACCUUCCUGUGUAGAUGCCUCCAUAGUGAUUGGGAAAUGGUGGUGUGAGAUGGAGCCCUGCCUAGAGGGAGAAGAAUGUAAGACACUCCCUGACAAUUCUGGGUGGAUGUGUGCUACAGGCAACAAAAUCAAGACCACGAGGAUUCACCCAAGAACCUAACAGAUGAAUUCACUGUAAAAAAAAAAAAAAAAAAAAGGAAAAACCAACCAAUGGAAAAAUGCAUCUUAAGAAUUUAAAACAUCUCCCCACGUUACAAGCCAAAUGGAUCUCUUAUUUGCACUUUGACUGGCUACCAGAUAAUCUAGUGCAUUUACUGUGUAUGAAAAAACAUCUCAUAUAAGAAGACUCAGAAAUUUUGGCAUCACUAUGAAAAAUAGGUUUAAAACAGAGUUUUCUCAGUAAAAUUUUUAAGGCUCAUGAAGAACGAUCAACUAUCUUCUAAUUUGGAUCUACCUUUACUUUGUACCAUUUGAAAUAUAUGUAUAUAUAAUAUUUUGAAAUAUUAUAUAUUCUCUUCAAGAAAUGAACAAAUGAACUCUACCACAACGUGAGAUGGCUGGUGUAUCUCUUUGAGUUUCAGAUGUUUGGAUUGGUUUCAUUUGCCAUUUCUUUUUCGCUUGGUGAGGAAGAUACCUGCCCUUGUUAGAAUCCAACAUGGCACUACUCCUGCAGGUGGACUCCUGGAAUCUGAGGCAUCCUAAGGAUACUGAAUCAAGAGCUUCCUUCUAUCUCUACCUGGUGCCCCAAGGAAGCAUUGUCCUGUUUUAUUGCUUUCAACCCUGUGCAAUAUUAGCAUGCAAGCUCGGCUUACAUAACUAUACUUUAUAUUCAAUUGAUAUAUAAUAACCAUUCUAACCUCUUCCAGGAAAAUAUUUUUAGAACUACUAGCUUUUCCACAGAUAAGAAGAUGAGGAUUCUUGAGGGAGUUGCUCAACCAUGCUAUUCAGACUCUGACAGGAUUGUAGGAUGUAGAUUUCUGUAGUAAUAAGUCCUGUAAAUACAAUGUCUUAGGACUUUGUAUAGCUGUUCUGGACUGCAGAAGUAUCCUCUGAUGAAAUCCAAAGUCUGGCUUUGUUAACUACAUAGUGCUGUAGCAACAAGUCUUAUCAUGCCACCUCUUUCUAUGUUUGAUUUGCUUUUUCCUAGAUAUUCAGCUCUCCUCUGGUGAGAUAGGAAUGCUAUGAAAGCAAUUAGGUUUCAGAAUGAUCUAUGUGACCAAGUGUUGGACAGCCCUAUUAAAGUGGUAAAUAACUUCUUUCUACA